CAGGUCUCUUGAUCCCAAAUGUGCAAGUCUAGCUUCAGGCGACUUUUAUGAUAACAUUCUGAAUAAGCCUGCUGCGCUCGCAUCCCUCCAGGACAUGGACUCCGAUUCUAAGCUUCACGCACUCGAAUAUUACCACAAAUUGCCAAGUUCGGUUAAGCGCCGGAUCAGAGCUCUUAAAAAGCUUCAGCAUGAGACUGUUAUGAUAGAUGCAACCUUCUAUCGCGAGCUUUUUGAGCUAGAGAUGAAGUACGAUACUAAGCACCAAGAGGUGUUUAAUCGAAGGAGACUCAUUGUUACGGGAGAAAAAGAACCAAACGAUGAUGAAUGUGACUGGCCUAAUGAAGAGAAAGAGCUUGAAAACAUUACUUUAGCUCUUAAAAAUAUUUGCGUAAAGGAAGGGAAUAAUAUUGAUGAAAGUAUUAGGGGGAUUCCAGAUUUCUGGUUCUUUGUUCUCAAGAAUGCCCCUCUCGUUAACGAAAUGAUUCAACCUAAUGACGAGCCUAUCCUUAAAUGCCUAGAAGAUGUUAAGUGUAUAUUAGUCAGCGGAGAAGAGCCAGGCUUUUACCUAGAAUUUCACUUCAAAGAGAAUGACUACUUUUCAGACAAGUGUCUUACAAAGCGUUACUUCUUUAGUUAUCAGCCCUCUGAUGAUGCUCCUUUAGAAUAUGAGGGCCCUGAAAUUGUGAGAGCUAAAGGGUGUGCGAUUAAUUGGAAACCUGGAAAAAAUGUAACUGUAACCUUAGUAAAAAAGGUGCAAAAGCACAAAGGCAGAGGUGAAAAACGAACCAUCACUAAAGCAAUCAAACAGGAUUCCUUCUUCAAUUUCUUUGAUCCACCUGUUUAUGAUCUCACUAGUGAUCUGGACGAAGAAACGGAAGACCUUUUGGAAGCUGAUUUUAAAAUCGGUCAAGCAAUGCGUGAAGGACUGAUUCCGAGAGCUGUACUUUAUUUUACUGGAGAGGCUCUAGAGCCUGAGUAUGACGACGAAUGUGAAGAUGAAGAUAUGGAAGACGACGAUGAAGAAAGCAACGAAUCGGAUGAUGACAAUGUGCAGCAGCUUGGAUCUUCAGGGGGACAGAAGGGAAAGAAAAAGCGUGGACCUCACCCAACAAACGGCGCCAAGGAUACUGAAAAACCAGAAUGCGAACAGCAAUGA
Molecule: messenger RNA, 1156 nt
Organism: Protopolystoma xenopodis
Lineage: Eukaryota; Metazoa; Platyhelminthes; Monogenea; Polystomatidea; Polystomatidae
Source: the annotation of a GenBank genome assembly